AUGAGACAUGAAAUAACUGAAAAUCAUGUAUUUGCUUCAAUUAAAGCAUCAUAUAAGGAAGCUUCUUUUCCAGUUGUUCCUUCAUUAAAAGAAAAUGAAAUGAAAAAAAUAGUACAGAACAAGGAGGUUAUCAGACAUUUAAUUGACAUAGUGUUGUAUUUGCGGAGACACUGUUUACCUUUUAGAGGUCAUAGAGAGGGUUGGAAAGAUGAUGUUCGUGGAAAUUUUAAAGAUUUAGCUAUCUUAUUGGCAAAGUAUUCACCUCCAUUAUCAUGUCAUUUAACUGAAUUCCAAAUUAGGGGAAAAUAUACACAAAAUUUUGUAUCAUGGAAUCGGAAAAAUCAGUUGAUAUUAGCUAUUGCAACUAAUACAAUAAAAAAUGAAAUUUUGAAUGCAAAAUUUUUUGCUUUAUCUUUAUACACCACAUUUGACGUGUCAAGAAAAGAGCAAUUGUCACUGGUUAUUCGGUAUAUAAAUAAAAUUCUUGAUGAUAUAUGUAAAGAUAUGUGUUUAGAUUGGAAAACUUAUCUAAUUGGGCAAUCUUAUGAUGGUGCUGCCUCAAUGAGAGGUGCAUACAACAGCUUACAAGCUAUUGUAAAAGAGCAUAAUUCAUCAGCUACUUACGUUUGGUGUUGGGCACACAAAUUUAAUUUGGUUAUAGUCGAUGCUGUAAGUUCCUGUUCACAAGCUAGAGACUUAUUUGGUACAUUGGAAACACUUUAUGAUUAUAUAGGCAGUAGUAAGAAGCGAGUAGGACUUUACUCGGCAUCCCAAAGAAAAAUAUAUCCUGGAAAGCCACUGCGAAGACUAAAAAGAGUAGAUACUACCCGAUGGACAUCACACUCAGCUGCUCUUUGUACGGGUUUCGACACAUAUGAUUCAAUCAUUGAUACAUUAGAGGAUUUACAACACGAUUCUGAUCGUAUAUCGAGUGUCAAAGCUAGUAGCUUGAUAAAUUAUUUAUUGUCCGAGCGUUUUAUACUAACUAGUUUUAUUUUUAAGCAAAUUUUUGAAUUAACUAGUCCUUUAACUAAAUUUUUGCAAGGUGUUAAUACUGAUUUGCUGGGUGCUAGUGAAUACAUAGUAGAGCGAUUCAAUGAUCAAUCUACUCCAUUUUAUAAAGAUAUUUCACUUUUUCGAGAAAAAAGAUUAAAAAAAGUAGCAGAGCAGUCAAAUUUACCCACUGAUGCUUUUGAUGGAUUUGAAAUGGUCUAUGGGAAAUUUGUAAAAGCUGAUGAUUUAAGACAAAAAAUUCACAAAACAGAUGAUAUCGACGAAGAAAUAGAAACAAGUGAUAAUACUGAAAAUGAUAUUGAUCCAGAAGAUCUAGACUUAGCAACAAACCAAGGAAAUAUUUCGACGGUUUUUAAGGUGUGUCACCAAAAUUAUUUAAAAGAAGUGUUUCCAUCCAAUUAUAUUGCAUUAUGUAUAUGUUUAACUUUACCGGUUUCAAGUUCUUCUCCUAAAAGAGCCUUUUCUAAAUUGAAGCUAAUUAAAAGUAGAUUGAGAAGUACUAUGGGAGAAGAUAGAUUAGAAUCUCUUAUAUGUGAUUAUAAACACUAA
Acyrthosiphon pisum (pea aphid) is the source of this 1563-nucleotide messenger RNA. RefSeq names its product zinc finger MYM-type protein 1-like. Bases 1 to 1563 code for a protein of 520 amino acids. The transcript has 4 exons. Gene Ontology annotation, molecular function: protein dimerization activity. The record is from RefSeq and is a predicted model, not a curated record. NCBI's taxonomy places the organism in Eukaryota, Metazoa, Arthropoda, Insecta, Hemiptera, Aphididae.